Pelmatolapia mariae (spotted tilapia) is the source of this 3248-nucleotide messenger RNA. It is a transcript of the gene sv2, whose product is annotated as synaptic vesicle glycoprotein 2. Gene Ontology annotation, cellular component: membrane. The transcript has 13 exons. The record is from RefSeq and is a predicted model, not a curated record. Gene Ontology annotation, biological process: transmembrane transport. Gene Ontology annotation, molecular function: transmembrane transporter activity. The coding region runs from base 3 to 1628 and encodes 541 amino acids. NCBI's taxonomy places the organism in Eukaryota, Metazoa, Chordata, Actinopteri, Cichliformes, Cichlidae.
AGAUGUCCCGUCAUAAGCAUGCCGGAGAUCCGGAGGCACGCCAGCCGCUUCUCACGGGACAUCGCCUGGACCCAAGGGAGCUGGACUCGGAUGAAGGUGAAGUCAUUUUUGACAGAACAUCAGAAGCUGGUGGGCACGUACUGCAGAAACUGACGUAUGAGGAAGCAGUGGAAAGAGCAGGUUUUGGUUUGUUCCAUUGGCUGCUGCUGGUGGUUUGUGGUUGGGCCAAUGCCAGCGAUGCUGUGGAGAUUCUUUGUGUUUCUUUUCUGCUGCCAACGCUACGCUGUGAUCUCCAGCUGAGCUCUUCAGACAUGGGCCUGCUGACAGCAAGCGUUUUCCUCGGAAUGAUGGUGGGUGGCUACAUGUGGGGUUACUUGGCUGACCAGAAGGGGCGUCGCAGGGUUUUGAUUGUGUCUCUGACAGUCAAUGGGCUGUUUGGGGGUCUGGCUAGCUUGGCUCCAUGGUUCUGGCUCUUCCUGUUGAUGCGGUUCAUCAGUGGCAUUGGGGUCGGUGGGUCAAUUCCUGUCAUUUUCUCCUACUUCUCAGAGUUUAUGCCCCGGCUGAGGAGAGGUGCGAUGAUCAGUUGUCUGGCCACCUUUUGGAUGGCAGGAAACAUCCUGGCUGCAGGUCUGGCCUGGCUGGUGAUCCCCAGAACCUGGGUACAUUUGUCUCUGGGAACACUGGACUUCAAGAGCUGGAGGGUGUUUGUGGUGCUGUGCUCCGUUCCCAGCAUCACGUCGGCACUCAUUUUCAAGCUGUUCAUGCCUGAAAGCCCCAAGUUCCUCAUGGAGGCUGCCCGUGAGAAAGAAGCAAUCCAUGUUUUCAGACUGAUGUUUAAGCUGAACAUGAAAGGAAAAGAAAAGGCUCUUCCGGAAUUUGGUUUGCGUACAAGUUCUACCCAAAAAAGUGACAAAGACAAGACCAGAAGCUUGGGUUCAAGUAAAGAACGUCUUGCAAAUAUUUUGAAAAAGGCUUUGGCACCCAUUAAAAAGAUAUUUCAGAGCCCUUUCAAAUCCAGGAGUAUCCCUCUUCUCAUCAUUUUCUACUCAAUAUCUUUUGGUUACUACGGGCUGUGGAUGUGGUUUCCUGAGCUGUUUGAGAGAACCGAAGACGGCGGCUCGCCCUGCGCAAAUGUGUCCCGCCCGUCUGCAAUGCUCAAUGAAACCUGUGACACGGUCAAGACAGCAGUAUAUACGGAUGGCUUCAUCAUAGCCGCGGCAAACCUGCCGGGUAACAUCUUCACUAUUCUUGUGAUGGACAGCACCGGAGGAAAGGCUCUGCUUUCUGGCAGCCUGUUGUUGUCCAGUCUGAGUGUCUUCUUCAUCUAUAUGGUUCAGACCAAAGCUCAGAGUCUGAUCCUGUCCUGCGUCUUCAGCGGGGUGUCCGUGAUCGCCUGGAAUGCGCUGGAUGUCGUAGGAACUGAGCUCUACCCGACAAAGCUACGGUCCUCUGCUCUUGGUUUCUUCACAGGCGUGGGCCGAGUGGCAGCGAUCAUGGGUAACUUGGUCUUUGGAAGGUUGGUGGAUGCAAACUGUGCUGUCCCCAUCCUGCUGGUGUCAGCCCUGCUGCUCACUGGAGGACUGGUGGGUCUUCUACUUCCACAAACCAGGAAGACAGAGCUCACGUGAACACUUGCGUUGUUUUAAAUGGAUUCAGCUUCCUCUUAACAUCCUCACAGAUGGGUAGAACGACUUGAAGCUCUGUAAUCUCUGUAUUUUCUGGUUGAAUCCUGUGCCUUCUGUCAUCUUUUUCUAUGGUGCCUAAUUUAAAAAUUCCACUGCUAAGACAAAUUGUUAAACAACAGUCGCCUCUCUCUGCCUUCCAAGAAUUACUGUUUUGGAAAGCUGAGAAAGAAGUGCCAGUGUGUUAUUAAAAUCCUGGACACCUGUAAAAAAGUUUGUAUGUAAAUGACAAAACCCUAUAUUCAAAGUGAGAAAAUGGGGCCUUAUUAUCUGGUUUACUGAAGAGUGAUGGAUUGACUGUAGGUCUUGUGUUUUUCCUUUCCUGUCAUGUUUAAGAAACUAGUUUUGUAUAGUGAGUACACUGUGCUCAUAAAGGGGUGAACGUGGACAGCAACAAUACUCAGGUACUCUCUGUCAUAUAAAUGAUGCUCAGUUGGUACUAAGGGGCCCAAAGUGUGCCAAGAAAAUAUCCCUCACAUGUUUGCACCAUCACCACCAUCCCAAACUGUUGAUACAAUGCAGGAUGGAUCCAUGCUUUCAUGUCGUUUACACUAAAUUCUGACCCUACCAGCCAGAUGUUGCAGCAGAUAUUGAGACUCAUCAGGUCAGCCAACACUUCUGUUUUCUAAUUUUGAUGAACCUAUUUUGAUAUAGCCUCAGCCUCCUGUUCUUAUCCGACAGGAAAAUCAAUUAAAACAGCUGCCUGUCCAGAUGUUCAGUUUGAACUUAAGUAGGUCGUCUUGACCGUGUCUACAUGCCGAAAUGCAAUCAGGUGGUGCCAUGUGAUUGGCUGAUUAGAUAUUUGUCUUAAGAAGCAGUUGACCAAGUGUACUCAAUAAUGUGGCCAGUGAAUGUAUAUUAUGUCACAGUGGAGGAUGCUCAAAUUUAGUCUUAUGCCUUGUCCCUAAUAGGAUCUACUCGGGGACACGACUCUGGCUUUGAGCACACAAACCCUUACUCAGGCUGCAUUCAAAUCUUCUGGAUGUGAGGUUCAGCCAAUCAAACAAGGCUGACUUAAAGCAGCUGCAGUUUUUUGUCAUGUCUCUUUUGAAUUGUGAAAAAACAAGACCAAGGCCAAGUGUAAGAUAAGUGCUAUUAGUUUUUUUUAAAUCAUUUUUAACUGUGAAUCAUGCUAAGCUGCAUUAGUGCAAUCUAAGAAUAAAACCAUGCAACUAGAAAAAAGCGUUUUAAUAAGUUGCCUUCAAAUAUAUGUCUGAAUAAAUGGCCUUAUAUGAUGUUUUUGGAGGUUCAUGACCUGCAUAGGUGGUGUAAGCAGCCAACGUAUCAUAGCAAAUGGUUUCCAAAAAGUCUAUACUUACGCACAGAAUAGAUUUUAGUAGGUUCAGUCUGAUAUUUUCCUGCACAAACUGGAUCGGGCAAGUUUAGUUCAGUUUGAGUGAAAACCAAAGAUUUCAGAGUGCAGUGAUGGGAAAAGGACCAAAUCAUUUACAGACUACCUUAAUAUCUGCCUGAGAGACUACAUUGAUGAUCCUAUCAGGGAUUUUGUAAAAAUUUAAAGCAGAUUUACAAUUAUUUUGUAAUGCCUUAAUCAGGUUUUUAAAUAAA